Molecule: messenger RNA, 1802 nt
Organism: Mauremys mutica (yellowpond turtle)
Lineage: Eukaryota; Metazoa; Chordata; Testudines; Geoemydidae
Product: prostaglandin-E(2) 9-reductase-like
Exons: 9
Coding region: 755-1729 (324 amino acids)
Biological process (GO): steroid metabolic process
Cellular component (GO): cytosol
Molecular function (GO): aldose reductase (NADPH) activity; steroid dehydrogenase activity; ketosteroid monooxygenase activity
Source: RefSeq, a predicted model, not a curated record
CAGGGCCUGGGGCCCAAACAUUGGUGGAGCUGGGCCCACCCUCGGGAUUAUUGGUGGAGCCUGGGCUCCACGGGCCCAUAGAACUCGCCGCCUAACCCUGCUCAGAGCACAGCUUAGGGCUGUGCCAGAGCAAUCAUCACCCAGGAAGAACCCAUUAAAGACACAGGGCCACUUUACACCACGCUGGGUCUUUAAUCCAUCACAAAGGAGUUGGAGUGAGGGUGAGGAUCUCAUUCUUCUCUUCCAUGCAUGGAAUACUAUCCUGGGAUUACUUCCUUUAUCAGUGAAAACUAUAAGGAGAAUGGCUAGGGGAAUGUGUGUGUUAAUGUCCCAGCUUGAGGUCAUAUUUUCUCAGUGAUGUGAUAAAUAACUUCAGUGCCAAAGAGAGAAUGAAUUUCAAAGCGAGUUGUUUGUCCCCUUUCCAGCUUUAGGAAAGAGGAGACCUUCAUUCCUCUUUUCAGCUCUUUUUCAGCAGUGAUCGGAUUAGAUAGCCGCUCCCUACCACCACUGCCUUUGAGUGUGUGUAUUACAAAAACUGACUAAUCUUUGAGCCUUGUAUUAAGCAAUGCUGAACAUCUCCCAGCUGGUUUGCCGUGUUGCAUUUUUGACCCCUUUGGAGACUGCAGUUAUACGCUUGGUUACUCCCUCAGUCUCCAUGCCUCAGUAAAUAAAAAUAAUAUUCUGUCAGGGGCAGACGUGUAGCAACAUUUCAAGCUUCAAGAAAGAACUGGCAUAAACCGUUCAGUGGAGGACAAUGGAGCUCUGCAAAGAUACCUCUAUGGAAAUGAAUGAUGGGUACAGAAUUCCUGUGGUCGGACUUGGUACCUACGCCCCUGAUACAGUUCCAAAAAGUAAGUGUGAGGAGGCUGUAAAGGUGGCUAUUGAAGUUGGCUACCGCCAUAUAGAUGGAGCCUAUUUAUAUGAGAAUGAGGAGGAGGUUGGGCGAGCCAUUCGAGAGAAGAUUGCAGAUGGAACAGUCAAAAGAGAAGACAUAUUUUACACAGGAAAGCUUUGGAGCACCUUUAACGCUCCUGAGAUGGUCCCCUCAGCCCUGGAAAAGUCACUGAAGAGCCUGCAGUUUGACUACAUUGAUCUCUAUAUUAUUCAUACACCCCUAUCUUUAAAGCCUGGAGAUGAUUUAUUCCCAAUGGAUGGAAAUGGAAAAUUGAUUUUUGAUAACGUAGACCUGUGUGCCACUUGGGAGGCCAUGGAGGCAUGUAAAGAUGCAGGCUUGGUGAAGUCCAUUGGAGUCUCCAACUUCAACCGCAGACAGCUGGAGAUGAUCCUGAACAAACCUGGACUCAAGUACAAACCUGUCUGCAACCAGGUUGAAUGUCAUCCGUACCUCAACCAAAGGAAAUUGCUGGAGUUCUGCAAAUCCAAAAAUAUUGUCCUGGUUGCUUUUAGUGCCUUGGGAUCUCACAGAGAUGAGAGAUGGGUGGAUCAAAGCUCUCCACUUCUGCUGGAGGAUCCAAUACUGAACGCUCUGGCCAAAAAAUACAACCAAAGCCCAGCUCUAGUAGCCCUGCGCUACCAGCUGCAGCGUGGUGUGGUGGUCCUUGCCAAGAGCUUCACCAGAAAGCAUAUUGAAGACAACUUCAAGGUGUUUGACUUCCAGUUGACAGAGGAGGACAUGAAAGCCAUUGAUAGCCUGAACCAAAACCUUCGCUAUGACCCGUGUCAAGAAUUUUUGGACCAUCCUGAGUAUCCGUUUGCUGAUGACUAUUAAAGAGGAUUCAUUUGCAAUUCCUAUGUUGUUAGCAAAUAGUAAUAAUGCUCUAUACCUAAGGCCAAUUCUAGAG